Molecule: messenger RNA, 676 nt
Organism: Physella acuta
Lineage: Eukaryota; Metazoa; Mollusca; Gastropoda; Physidae
Product: serpin B6-like
Molecular function (GO): serine-type endopeptidase inhibitor activity
Source: RefSeq, a predicted model, not a curated record
AAUUGAUUCAAUGACCGUGAUGCUUCUGAUCAACACCAUUUUCUUCAAUGGAACCUGGAGAUUUCCCUUCCCCAAGUACAGAACGUUUAGACGUCCUUUUUAUAGUUUGGAUGGGGGAAUCAGCUCGGUCGACAUGAUGAGCGAUGACAUGACCAUUAAAUACAAGAAAGAUAACUCUAUUGGGAUAGAGGUAGUCGAGUUGCCCUUCAAUGGUGAAAGAUUCCAUUUUUACAUAGCUCUACCAGAGGAGGUGAAUGGUAUCACAGAUUUAGAAAAAUUUCUAGCAACGCCAGGAAAGGUCGAUACACUGUUCGGUGGACUUAGCUCUGAACACUUAGAUGUCAGCAUUCCAAAGUUCAAGACUGAGACAACUUUAUACCUGGUUCAACCUCUGAAAGAUAUCGGCAUGGUGGAGGCUUUCAUACCUGGUUACGCCGACUUUACUGGAAUCAGAAGAAAAGGUGAAGUUUUUAUCAGCCAGGUCAUUCACAAGGCUAUCAUUGACGUCAAAGAAACAGGAACUGUCGCUGCUGCAGCUACAGCUGUGCAAGUGAGAAAGCAAGUGAGAAUGGCCUCUGUACCGAAUACAAGAUUUGUCGCGGACCAUCCUUUCCUCUUCUUUAUUAGAGACGAAUUGACCCAACAAAUUUUGUUUCAAGGAAAAUUUUCCGGAUAA